Molecule: messenger RNA, 2141 nt
Organism: Hypoxylon fragiforme
Lineage: Eukaryota; Fungi; Ascomycota; Sordariomycetes; Xylariales; Hypoxylaceae
Product: cytochrome P450
Exons: 6
Coding region: 456-2000 (514 amino acids)
Molecular function (GO): oxidoreductase activity, acting on paired donors, with incorporation or reduction of molecular oxygen; iron ion binding; monooxygenase activity
Source: RefSeq, a predicted model, not a curated record
CUUCAAGUUACACUACACUAGGGUAGGUAUGUACCUGAUAUGCAGGUAGGCAACCGAAUUACAUGGCUACAUAGUCUAUGCACCUAGUUUAGCUUGUUCUGACACUCCCCACACCACGCUUCUACGCUUCCACGCUUCCACUCCUCCCAAAUACUUGGUUCUACACGUUCAACUUCCAAUAGGAUCACACAUAUUUGCGUGAUAGCUACUCGUUUUCGUAUAUGAAUAUACCCGCACAUAAUCAGUACAUACAUAUGACUUAUCCCUUUGAUCAAACGAUACCAAUAGUGUAUUUAAGUGGGUAAUAUCUAAUGUAACGCUGAGGCGUAGGUCCUUACCUACUUAGGGUACAUAAUAUUGACACACGCCCACUCGUCCAUCUGUUCUCUUUCUCUCUUAUUAGUUGUACAUAUUGUCAAAUAACAACUAUACUCGAACAUCGCGGACUGGCAGCAAUGGAUCAAGUCGCGAACAUAGUCCAGGAACGGGCUCCCAUCCUGGCCUCCAUCGCCGUGAUCCUCGUCACCGUGUUUACGGCCUCUAUACUACUUAACAGCAGCGGGGCAUCGAAGCUGCCCUUGGUCGGCGAGGAGAUUGGAAAUGCAGAGAAGCGAAGGAAGGCCUUCAUAACGAAUGGCAUAGACUUUUACCAGAAGGGUUACGAGCUGUUCAAGUCCAAGGCGUUCAGGUUAACUGCACUAGAUGGCGACAAAAUCGUUCUCCCUCGACAUCUCAUGGAGGAAGUGAGACAGCUUCCGGAUGACAUCAUUAAUAUCGACAAGGCAUUCACAAUAAUGAACGAGCAGCACCUCCUCGGCAUGGAACACCCCACGCGAGGCAAGUUCCUCGUCCAUGUCAUACAAAGCGAUCUCACUCGUGCGUUGGUGCGCAUCAACCCUCGACUGUCGGAGGAGUCAUCGCGGACUAUUCAGGAAGAGAUAGGGGCCUGCGAAGACUGGUCUGAGAAGGUCGCUUACUCAACGCUCCUGCGCAUUGUGGCCAUCGUCUCGGGCGCCAUCUUCAUCGGAGGCGACCUCUGCCGCUCAGAGGAAUACCUCAAGUCGAGCAUCGGGUACACGCUCGACUUCGUUGGUGCCGUGUCCGGGCUCAAGCGAUGGAGUAAGCGGUGGAGGUGGCUCGGGAGCUACUUCGUCCCUGAGGUCAAGAAGCUAUUCGCAGAGCGCAAGAAGGCGCACGACUUCCUGGAACCCAUCAUCGCCAAGCGCCGUGUGGCCAUGAAGGCUGGGGAGGAUAUGCCCGACGACACGCUCCAAUGGAUGAUAGAAAAGGCAGCCAAGUUCAACCUAUCCGACGAUGAGCUCGCCGAGUCACAACUCAACCUGAGCAUGGCCGCUAUCCACACCACCACGCUUACCGUUACCAUGAUCCUCUACGACCUCGUAGUGCGCCCCGACGUAGUCGAGGAGCUGCGCGAGGAAAUCACCCGUGUCCUGGCCGCCAACGACGGCGUCAUGACGACGCACGCCCUCUUCGAGAUGAAGCUGCUCGACAGCGUCAUGAAGGAGUCGCAGCGUGUGAACCCGGGCAGUCUGAUCCGCUUCCAGCGCUACGUCGACAAGCCCGUCACCCUAAGCGACGGCACCCACCUCCCCUCCGGCUACCUCAUCGAGACCGCGCACGCCCUUACCGUGAAUGACCCGGAGGUGUACCGAAACCCUGAACAAUUCGACGCCCACCGCUUCCUCGACCUCCGCAACGGCACCUCCGAGGACCUGCUCAAGUAUAAGAACCGCGAGCAGCACCAGUUCGUGACCGUGACCAAGGACUUCAUGCACUUCGGCUACGGCCGCCACGCCUGCCCCGGCCGCUUCUUCGCCGCCAACGAGAUCAAGCUCAUCCUCGCCCGCAUCCUCCUCGACUACGACAUCCGCACUCCCGACGGCGUCACCGAGCGCUACGCUAACCUUAGCAUGGGCACUGAUGCUUUCCCCGAUCCCACCAAGACGGUGCUGUUUAAGAGGGUUAAGAAGACUGCGUAGGUAGGUAACCUCGGAAGGUUAGGUAGCCUGGGUGGUUUUAUGUAUGUAUGUAUGUAUGUAGGUGGGUGGGAUAAGCUAGUGGCCGAGGAGCCAGGUGCUUAGGGGUACCUAUCUAUAAGUAUAUAGGUACCUAUUUGUACC